Metarhizium album ARSEF 1941 is the source of this 1071-nucleotide messenger RNA. RefSeq names its product homoisocitrate dehydrogenase precursor. The record is from RefSeq and is a predicted model, not a curated record. Gene Ontology annotation, cellular component: mitochondrion. Lineage: Eukaryota; Fungi; Ascomycota; Sordariomycetes; Hypocreales; Clavicipitaceae. Gene Ontology annotation, molecular function: magnesium ion binding; NAD binding; isocitrate dehydrogenase (NAD+) activity. Bases 1 to 1071 code for a protein of 356 amino acids. Gene Ontology annotation, biological process: tricarboxylic acid cycle; isocitrate metabolic process. The transcript is spliced from 2 exons.
AUGUCUGUCCGCACGCUAAGAAUCGGCCUCAUACCCGGUGACGGAAUUGGCAAAGAAGUCAUUCCAGCCGGCCGUCGAAUCCUCGAGGCCCUACCCAGCUACCUCAACCUCAAGUUUGAUUUUGUAAAUCUCAAAGCAGGCUUCGAAGCUUUCGAGCAGACCGGAACAGCCUUGCCAGAAGUCACUGUCGAUGUCCUACGAGAUGAGUGCGACGGCGCACUCUUUGGCGCUGUCAGCUCGCCAACGCAUUCUGUCAAGGGUUACUCGUCACCUAUAGUCGCUCUGCGCAAACGCCUCGACUUGUACGCCAAUGUUCGUCCUGUAAAGACCGUAGUGACCGCUCCUAAGCCUAUCGAUAUGGUCAUUGUCCGCGAAAACACGGAAGACUUGUAUGUCAAGCAGGAGAAGACAUUUGACGGCCCUAAUGGCAAGAUCGCUGAGGCGAUUAAGCGCAUUUCAGAAAAUGCUUCGUUCCGAAUCGCUUCCAUGGCUGGCGAUAUUGCCGUCCGGCGUGACAAGAUCAGACAGUCAAGAGCCGUCAGUGUUCACAAGAAGCCUCUUGUUACCAUCACUCACAAAUCGAAUGUACUCGCUCAUACGGACGGCUUGUUCCGUGAAGCAUCUAGGCGAGCACUCGCCGAUCCAAAGUUUGCCACCAUCAAAGUAGAAGAGCAAAUUGUUGACUCUAUGGUGUACAAGCUUUUUCGCCAACCAGAAGACUACGAUGUCAUUGUCGCUCCUAACCUCUACGGAGACAUUUUAUCCGAUGGAGCUGCUGCAUUAGUUGGCAGCCUCGGCCUUGUCCCAAGUGCCAACGUCGGGGAGAGGUUUGCCAUCGGAGAGCCUUGCCACGGCAGCGCGCCAGAUAUUAUGGGCAAGGGGAUCGCAAACCCCAUCGCUACAUUAAGAAGCACCGCGCUCAUGCUUGAGUUUCUGGAUGAACCUGCUGCAGCAGCAAAGAUUUAUGCGGCCGUUGAUGCUAAUUUGGAGGAUGGCCAACUUCUCAGCCCGGAUUUAGGAGGCUCGGCGACUACAGAGCAAGUGGUUGAGGAUAUCCUGAAAAGGUUGUAG